GACCUGAAGGCAGCACCACCCCUAAUCAGCGUGGUUGUUGCUCUUGAACACACCUCGUAACAUUUUCUCCAACAGGAGACGGAGGGGAAGUGAACGCCGAGCGAAAGAUCAUAUAUUACCCCAGGUUUCAUUGUCUUUGUCUCGGGAUCCAGGAUGACGAGCUAUCAACUGAGCGCGAAGGAGGACAUGGUGGAGAAGUUUCUGGAUGCUGCAGCAAGAGGAGAUAUGUCCCAGGUGUCCACCUUGCUGUCCCAUGUGCCCUCGCUCAUAAACCAGACAGGAUACAGCGGCUGGACCGCACUAAUGCUUGCAGCUCGCAAUGGACAUUCUCAUGUGGUGGAGAAGCUGCUGUCACAUGGCUGUGAUAAGUUCAUAGUAAACAGUUCAUCACAGACCGCCUACGAUGUUGCCAAGUUCUGGGGUCACAAACACAUCGCUAACCUACUCUGCCAGACAGACGAUGGCUGCCAGCGAGUCCUGCCGGGCUCCGACAUCAGUCCGCAGGAAAACUACUUCAGCAGGGAGACGCUGGACCGCCUGAGUGGGAAGAGGACUGACAAGGCCUGGUUGGAGGCCAAACAAAGAGAACCAGAUACUGUCUACCUCAUAUUCUCGAACCUCAGCCCCAUGCUCAGCACAUCCCAGGAAGACGACAGCGCAGUGGUUGAGAGCAAACUGUGCUGGUUCAGAUAUGAGGCAGUUAAGGAUCUUCUGCAGAAACCUGCAACUGUGCUCAUUUUCCUCGGAGUGGAGAAGAGGAAAAAUCCCUCCCCUUGCUCUCCUGAGGAGGGUAUCCGGGAGGCUCCUGCUUGGUUUGCUUUCAGCACUGAUGAAGAUGCUGCUGACCUUGUUAAACGGUGCAGGGAGAAGAACUGCUCCUUUUCAAAGAUGCCAAACAGAGACCUGCUGAAACUAAACGAGGAAGAGGCCGGAAUCGUGGCUCAGGCUCGAUCGAUGUUGGCCUGGAACAGUCGCUACAGCUUCUGUCCGACAUGUGGCAGCAGCACCAAACUGGAGGAUGGAGGACACAAGAGAAGCUGUCUGAACUCUGAAUGCAGGAGUCUAAAGGGGGUCCACAAUACCUGCUAUCCACGAGUUGACCCAGUGGUCAUCAUGCUGGUGAUCCACCCAGAUGGAAACCAAUGUUUACUGGGAAGGAAGAAGGUCUUCCCAGCUGGGAUGUUUUCCUGUUUAGCGGGAUUUGUAGAGCCUGGGGAAACGAUUGAGGAUGCAGUAAGGCGGGAGGUGGAGGAGGAGAGCGGCGUGAAGGUCGGACCGGUUCAGUAUGUCUCCUGCCAGCCCUGGCCGAUGCCAUCCAACCUCAUGUUUGGCUGCCUUGCUGUCGCUAUAUCAACAGACAUCAAAGUGGAUGAGAAUGAGAUAGAAGAAGCUCAGUGGUUCACACGGCAACAGGUAAUCGACUCCUUGUUCAGAGGAGCAUCUCCAGCUUUUAACAUCCCCCCCAGGCAGACCAUCGCCCACCAGAUGAUCAGACAUUGGAUCGGCAUAAACGCUAACCUCUGACAGAACACCUUCAUCACUCGACCACCUGCCCAGCUGAGGUCGUCAGAUGGAUAGGAACGAGUUUGUCCCCAGUAGAUUAACUCACCACAUUCCUCAGAUUGUUCAUGUUGUGCUUUAAUAUUAGUUUACUGCAAAGUGACUUUACGCAUGUACAACAAUCUCAGGUUUGACAUUUCACCUCGGAAAUAUCUGCAGUACGAUGAUGAAAUAUGGAAGAAGAAGCAUGCUCUGUCCAGAUUCAGUCCAGAAGUAGUUGUCAGAAACUGUAAUUAUUUAAAAUAAAUGUAUUUUAAAAAAUGUAAAGUAGUAUUCUCCUCGCGUGUUUUAUAAUAAACUAUAUUCAACUUUCCUUGGAUUAAACAAAACAUUUUUGACAAGAAAUUAAUUCUCAAACAUCCAUUUCAUCUGCCAAACCAUUCAGAGUCCUCAGGGUGGGGGGCCUUUUGUUUAUGUUUAAUUUGUUUUCAUUUACUUUAAUAAGUUCAUUAAAUCUAAAUAUUUCAGUAAAAUUGCACAAGAGAUUCUGAUGAUUGCUGGAUUAUUUCUAGGAGCCAAAAUAAACUUCAAGUAUUAAAUAAA
Maylandia zebra (zebra mbuna) is the source of this 2103-nucleotide messenger RNA. RefSeq names its product nudix (nucleoside diphosphate linked moiety X)-type motif 12 (gene nudt12). Gene Ontology annotation, biological process: NAD+ catabolic process; NADP+ catabolic process. Lineage: Eukaryota; Metazoa; Chordata; Actinopteri; Cichliformes; Cichlidae. Gene Ontology annotation, molecular function: NADH pyrophosphatase activity; protein binding; metal ion binding. The record is from RefSeq and is a predicted model, not a curated record. Gene Ontology annotation, cellular component: peroxisome; cytosol.